AUGGAGUGUGUGACUACGGUGUCAUAUUCCUUUCUCGUCAACAACUCCCUGCACGGACAUGUAACCCCGACUAGAGGACUCCGACAAGGCGAUCCUCUUUCCCCUUACCUCUUCAUUCUCUGUACAGAGGUUCUCUCAGGCCUAUGCAGUAAAGCCCAAUUAUCAGGAGCUCUUCCGGGUGUCCGUGUCUCCAGACGCAGUCCAGCGGUCAAUCACCUCCUAUUCGCUGACGACACCAUGUUCUUCACGAAGACUCAUCCUUCUAGCGUUCAGGCUUUACUCAAAAAUAUCAGGAGGUAUGAAGAGGCAUCGGGACAGCGGAUCAACGCUAACAAGUCCUCCAUCACCUUCUCCGGCAAAACGCCACCGGAUAUCCGGGCUAGAGUAAAAUCUACUCUUGGUAUAGAGAAAGAAGGCGGAGUGGGCAAAUAUUUGGGACUCCCGGAGAAUUUUGGCAUUAAGAAACGGGACAUUUUCACAGGUCUCGUUGAUAAGAUCUGCCAAAAAUCUAUCAAUUGGACUCACAGAUUCCUGUCAGGAGCAGCAAAGCAGGUUCUUCUUAAAUCCGUUCUCUCCGUCAUGCCGUCUUAUACCAUGUCCUGUUUUAAGUUACCAAAGUCGCUUUGUAAGCGAAUUCAGUCGGUGCUUACGAGAUAUUGGUGGGAUGAUAAACCGGAUAAACGCAAAAUGAGCUGGGUCUCAUGGGAUAGACUUACGAUCCCAAAGAAUGAAGGUGGUUUGGGUUUUAGAGAGAUAGAGGUGUUUAACGAUGCUCUCUUGGCAAAGAUUGGAGCCCGUAUUAUCCAAAACCCAGACUCCCUCCUUGCACAAGUCUUAUUGGGCAAGUAUUGCCACUCCUCCUCCUUUAUGGAGGCUCAUGUUCCUGCUACUGCGUCUCAUGGAUGGCGUAGUAUCAUUGCAGGAAGGGAUGUUCUUCGUCAAGGGUUAGGAUGGAUAGUGGGAAUUGGAGAACAUAUCCCACUCUGGUCUGCUCCGUGGCUCUCUACGUCGGAGCCAAGGCAACCUUUUGGACCUCCGACAGAGGCGUCUCAACUCCUGAAGCUUGAGAUCCGCCAACUGCAAUUAAGCUCCGUUCCGGUCAAAGACUCUCUCCGUUGGCUCCCUGUUAAAUCUGGACGUUACUCAACCAAGACAGGGUAUGCCCUCUCCAAGAAGAUUCUAGAACCAAGCUUUGCAGAUGGGUUUAACUGGCAGUCCAAUCUAUGGCGCGUUAAAACCUCUCCAAAGCUUAAAUUCUUCUUGUGGAAAGCCUCGGCAAAUGCUCUAUCUGUAGGUGCGGCUCUAAUUCUCAAAGGGUUUGAUACAGACGGACGCAGUGGGAAGUGUGGAGCGCUUGAAGACGUUUUACACGUCCUCCUCAACUGUCCGUUCGCUCAAAAGGUGUGGCAUCUAGCUCCUGUUCUGUUUAAACCAGACCGAGACAGCUGUACUACAGUCAAGCUACUCCUAUCAAAUGCCCGGAGAAUGCUAAACCUGCCCUCCACCGGAAUUUACCUUACCCCGCUGUUCCCUUGGAUAGUGUGGUUCUUGUGGAAAGCUCGAAAUCUUCGGAUUUUUGAGGCAAAAUCCAUCUCGGAGGAGGACACUAUCCAUAAGGCGAUCUCAGAAGCCAAAGCGUGGCAAGGAGCCCAGGAAGCAGCAGUUUUAAGCUCCGCCACUACCAUUUCUCCACCAUCCUCACUGCCGGCGACAGAUGUCGACGUAGUGCGCUGCUUCUCAGAUGCGGCUUGGUCUUCUGAUAGCGCGUUCGGUGGUAUGGGAUGGCUUUUCAAGGAUGCUCAUGGCACCGUAAUCUCCCAAGGGACAGCGUCUAAAUCCUUCCUUCCUUCAGCCUUAGCUGCUGAAGCAGUUGCAAUCAAGCUUGCUCUCCUAGAUGCGAGAGCUGCUGAUAUUUUACGAUUGGUCUGUUACUCGGACUGCAAAGAACUCGUUCUUCUUCUCAAGUCCGGUGGCCAUUCAAACGAAAUUCAAGGUCUUCUUUUGGAUAUCUCUUGCCUUUUAGGCUCGUUUCGUGAUGUUGAUUUCGUCUUUAUUCCCCGAGCCCAAAACUCGGAGGCCGAUGUACUAGCUAAAUCUAGUCUCCUCUCUUAUAAUCCCUCUCUCAGUAGAGGCUAA
Microthlaspi erraticum is the source of this 2136-nucleotide messenger RNA. Lineage: Eukaryota; Viridiplantae; Streptophyta; Magnoliopsida; Brassicales; Brassicaceae. The record is from the annotation of a GenBank genome assembly.